Messenger RNA from Brachypodium distachyon (stiff brome), 3513 nucleotides. RefSeq names its product phospholipase SGR2. The transcript is spliced from 22 exons. Bases 150 to 2954 code for a protein of 934 amino acids. Gene Ontology annotation, cellular component: cytoplasm. Gene Ontology annotation, molecular function: glycerophospholipase activity; metal ion binding. The record is from RefSeq and is a predicted model, not a curated record. Lineage: Eukaryota; Viridiplantae; Streptophyta; Magnoliopsida; Poales; Poaceae.
ACUUGAGAACCCAUCCGGGCCCUUCUCGCUCCUUCCUUCUGCCACACGGCGACCGCCCCAGGAGACCCACCUCGCCGCCGGCUUACCUCCCUUUCUUUCCUCCUUCCCGCCGGCGGCGAUCCCGAAUCCGAGGGGGGCCCCGCCGCCGCAUGGAGAGCCCGGAGGCGAGCUCCGCGCGGGGAGCGCCCCCGGGGCCGGACGGCGCGUCCACGAGCCACGCGGCGGAGGGCGCGUCUCCGGACUCGCUGCAGAACACGCCGUCCAACAUUGCCAGGCUCGAGGACGCCAUAGAGAACUGCGCGGCGCGCCGCAAGUACCUGGCCCGCACCAAGAGCGCCUCCGACGGCGAGGACGUCCGUUGGUACUUCUGCAAGCUGCCCCUCGCCGACAGAGUGCUGUCCGCUUCAGUUCCCCGGACCGAGAUAGUGGGGAAAGGAGACUAUUUCCGGUUCAGCAUGAGGGACUGUCUGGCGUUGGAGGCGGCUUUCUUAGAGAGAGAGGAAUCACUGCUUGGGUAUUGGUGGAGGGAGUAUGCAGAAUGCAGUGAAGGACCAACAGGUUCCUUGGCGAAAACUGAUAGUUCAGACUCCGAAUAUUUGUAUAAGGUGGAGGAGGAGCGGGUUGGGGUUCCUGUGAAAGGUGGCCUAUAUGAGGUUGAUUUAAUGAGACGUCAUUGCUUCCCUGUAUAUUGGAAUGGUGAGAAUAGACGUGUUUUGAGGGGCAACUGGUUUGCUCGAAAAGGAGGUCUUGAUUGGAUUCCCUUGCGUGAAGAUGUUUCUGAACAACUUGAGUUAGCAUAUAAUUGUCAGGUCUGGCAUCGUCGCAAAUUCCAACCUUCAGGCCUGUUUGCUGCCCGAGUUGAUCUCCAAGGAAGUACACCGGGCUUGCAUGCUCUUUUUACUGGAGAGGAUGAUACUUGGGAAGCUUGGCUUGUCUUUGAUACAGGUCCUAAGCUAGGUAGCAACACAAUCAAAUUAAGGCGUGGUUUCUCUUCUUCUGGAUCUGCAAAUCCUACACAGGAUGAGUUGCGUCAGCAGAAAGAAGAGGAAACAGAUGAUUACUGCUCUCAGGUUCCAGUUGGUCAUCUGGUAUUCAUGGUUCAUGGCAUCGGGCAGAGAUUGGAGAAAGCUAAUCUUGUUGAUGAUGUUGUUGAUUUCCGCCGUGUGACUGCUAACCUAGCUGAUAGAUACUUGACUCCUUAUCAAAGAAGUACACAGAGGGUUCUGUAUAUUCCCUGCCAGUGGAGGAAGAGCUUGAAGCUUGGUGGUGAACGUACAGUUGAGAAGAUCACUUUGGAUGGAGUGAAAGGUCUCCGUGUGGCAUUAGGCGCCACUGUGCAUGAUGUUCUAUAUUACAUGAGUCCUAUCUACUGCCAGCAUAUAAUUGACUCGGUCUCAAGUCAGCUGAACCAGCUGUAUAUGAAGUUUCUGAAGAGAAAUCCUGGUUACAGUGGAAAGGUUUCAUUGUAUGGCCACUCUUUGGGAAGUGUUCUAACAUACGAUAUACUUUGCCAUCAAGAAUCCCUUUCUGCCCCAUUUCCAACAGAUUAUUUAAACAUGGAAAUUUCAUCUGAUGAAGGCCAUCAAGCACCCAACACAUUUACCAUUCAUAAUUCAGGAGUAAAAGAGCAUGAUACUUCUUCCACUUCAGGACGUUCUUGUGCUGAUAAUGUAAAUGGUGUAGAUGAAGAUGGCACCAGAAAUGACCAUUCACUUACAGACAACAUCAUCCCGUCGUGUGUGCCUGAGAGUGUGCCAAACAAUGAUGACACACUUGCGCCACCUAUUUCAGUUGAUGGGUUACAAACUGAAGUUGAAAAUCAAAAUCAGGCUGAGAAUCAUCAAAUGGCAUAUACGGAAGAAGGGGCUACUUCUGGUGUAUGCACAAAAGAUGCUGACCAGUGGAUUUCAAGAUCUGCUGAGGAACAGCACGAAGCAGUCCUUGACAAAGACAAAUCAAUCUCCUCAUUAGAAGAAGAGGUGAGACGUCUUAAGGCUAAACUAGCAGAACUUGAGCAACAAAAAGAUUUAGUGACUCAAAACAUCAGUAGUGUUGGGUCUCAUCAAGAUAAAGAUGUUAAUUGUACAGUGAGCCUAGCAUCAGGCAAACUUGACGUGGGGCAAGGCAGCACAAGUCAGUCCUACAGACCACGCAUCAGAUACACUAAACUAAAUUUUAAGGUUGACACAUUCUUUGCUGUUGGAUCACCCUUGGGAGUCUUUCUGUCUCUGCGGAAUGUCCGUAUUGGUGUUGGCAGGGGACAAGAUUAUUGGCAAGACAAGAACAUAGUUGAAGAGAUGCCAUGCUGCCGGCAGAUGUUUAAUGUUUUCCAUCCUUUUGAUCCUGUAGCAUACAGAAUUGAACCACUUGUAUGUGAAGAUUAUGUGAACAAGCGCCCCGUCAUUAUACCCUACCAUAGAGGUGGAAAGAGGAUACAUGUAGGAGUGCAGGAGUUCACAGAAGAUGUCGCUGCACGUUCUCAAUCUAUAGCUCGUCAGUUCAAGUCAUUGAAGGUUAAAGCAGUAGCUGCUUUGCUAUCACUGAGCAAAAAUGACACGGAAGAUGAUGGUGAGAAAACUGAGGAGGAAGAAAGAUCGUAUGGUUCCAUGAUGAUGGAAAGGUUGACAGGUUCACCAGAUGGUCGGGUUGAUCAUGUGCUUCAGGAGAAGACAUUUCAACAUCCAUAUUUAUCUGCCCUGGGAUCUCAUACGAACUAUUGGCGAGACCAUGAUACUGCUCUCUUCAUUAUCAAGCAUCUUUACCGUGAUAUACCUGAAGAACCACCAACCGAUGCAGCUGGAGGAACGCCUAUUCGGCUGUUCUACGUGAGGGAUCCAAUUGCCGAAGACACACCCCUGACAUUUUCAGAUAACUCCUCGGUAAAGGAGUUCUCCAGAAAAAUGAAGACUUACUCGAGAGAAACUUUGAAUGAUGCAAACUGCGGAGCCUCUUGAUGGUAAAUAAACCACUGUUUGUUGCAGCUGUGCUAUCAUCGAACGGUGACACUCGCCGAGCUGAAGAAGCAUGAUGUACAUAAACAUGGAAGAGCACUUGCAUAAAGGGGAUGCGCAGCCUGGGUUCAUCCUUGGCCACUUGACACCAGAGCUAGAGCCAGAGCCAGGGCACACCUUUUGAAUCAUGGGCCGGCACUUGGUUGCUUUGUAUGUAGUAACUUGUUUAUCUGUAUCUCUAGUGUUAAUGCUGUACAUACUCAGAUAAAGUGGGGGGGGGGAGAGUAAAGAAGAGCGAUCAGUUUGCAACUGUUCAGACAUAGAAGCAAGUCUGCGCUUCUUCCAUCUGUAGACUGGAGAUGGAGAAGAGUACAUCAAGUACAGAAAAGUUUCUGGUACAUGAAAUGGUUCGAGUUACUACAUUGCACUGUAUAUGUUCCGGACAACUUGGUUAAAAAAACAGUCGGCUGCUAUAAAUAAAGCUAGGUUAUGUUCUCGACACAAAACGAACAGAGCUGGAUUAUGGUAAUUGAUUAACCCAGAGUGUCGUUUGUAAUUUAUC